Perca flavescens (yellow perch) is the source of this 1983-nucleotide messenger RNA. RefSeq lists its product as uncharacterized. Lineage: Eukaryota; Metazoa; Chordata; Actinopteri; Perciformes; Percidae. Bases 1 to 1983 code for a protein of 660 amino acids. The record is from RefSeq and is a predicted model, not a curated record. The transcript has 2 exons.
AUGUCCCGCCACCCUUUCUACAGGGCCCUACCAUGGGCUGGGCGACACGUUCUACCCACGUCUCGCCCAGCGGCGGGACGGGCUCUGCGCUUCCUGCUAGCUAUGUCUGUGAACAACACACAGACAUGCGCGCGCCCGCUCUCAGAGCACAGCGCAGCAUGGAUCAGACUGACACACAUGGACUUGUGGAUGUCAAAACUGAUAUCACGGGGCUACACACUCCAGUUCGCCUCCCCCCCGCCUCGCUUUGCGGGCGUGUUGGAGACAACUGUGUCGUCCCAGGCGGAAUCAGACGCCAUGAUGUCAGAAUUACGGGAACUGCUGUCAAAGGGAGCAAUUUCCCGAGUUCCUCCGGGGGAGGAGAACGAGGGUUUUUACUCCCGAUACUUUCUCACGCCAAAAAAGUCAGGCGGGUUUCGUCCCAUCCUCGACCUGUCCCAGUUCAACCGGUGCGUCAUGGUACGUCCAUUCCACAUGUUGACUAUCAAACAUGUGUUGGAAUGCGUGCGCCACAACCGACUGCCAUUCGGUUACUCACUGGCCCCUCGCACUUUUUCCAAGUGCAUGGAGACGGCACUUCAGCCGUUGCGGAAAAAAGGCGUCAGAGUCCUGUUUUAUCUGGACGAUUUGCUCAUCCUGGCUCCCUCUCGGGAAACGGCGGCGCUACACACCGUGUCAGUCCUGCAGCACCUGCAGACACUCGGUUUUGCCAUAAACUGGCAGAAAAGCGCAUUGGUUCCCUCACAAUCGAUAGUUUAUCUGGGCGUAGUGCUAAACUCGAUUGUUAUGAGGGCCAGGCUGUCAACGCCGAGGCAAGAUGCGCUGCUUUCUCUCCUGUCGCGCACCACGCCCUGCGCAAAGGUGUCAGCGCUUUCUAUCAUGCGCCUUCUGGGCAUGAUGUCCGCGGGCUACAUGGUAGUACCUCUGGGGCACAUCGACCCCAUACGCCACAAGUGGCGAAUGCUGACUAUCCCUCCCUCUCUGCAGUCAGACCUGUCAGCUGGGGUUCCCCUGGGCAGAGUGACGUCAUACGUGACAGUGUACACGGAUGCGUCCCUCACUGGCUGGGGAGGAAUGUGCGAAUCACAGGUGGUGGGAGGGGAAUGGCCUCCUCCUCCCCUCCCACACAUAAACUGCCUGGAGCUGUCCACGGUGCUGAAGGUCUUGAAGCACUUCCCCCCGAAGGUAGCAGGGAGACAUGUUGUGGUGCAGACAGACAAUGUCACAGCAGCGGCGUUCAUAAAUCGCCAGGGCGGCGUACGCUCGGCCCGGCUAUUGGAAAUAGCCAGGAGCCUCCUGCUGUGGUCUCACAGCCAUCUGCUGUCCCUCAGGGCCGUCCACAUCCCCGGGAUACUAAACCGGGCGGCAGACCUAAUGUUGAGGGGGGGACCCUCUCACAACGAGUGGAAAUUGAAUCCCACUAUCGUUUGGAAGCUGUGGAGCAGGUUCGGGGAAGCGGAGGUGGACCUGUUCGCCUCACGAGAAAACACACAGUGCGCUCUGUGGUUUUCCUUGAGCUCACGGGACAACCCACCCCUGGGCGCGGACGCUUUCUCCCACCAUCCCUGGCCCAAAACCCUCCUAUACGCUUUCCCCCCGGUCCCUCUGAUCCCUCGCCUCCUGGAACGCAUCCAGGAGGAAGGCCUGUCGGUCAUCCUGGUGGCACCGGAGCGCACAAACGCAUCCUGGUUCCCGACGCUGGUCCAGCUGCUGGCGGUUCCCCCCUGGCAAUUGCCGUGGCACGAGGACGCCCUGUCACAGCUGGACGGCGCGAUAGCCCACCCCCCGGUGAUAACCCAGCGACUGUGGGGCUGGCUGCUGAGCGGGAACGCUUUCAGAGCCCUGUUCAGAGGCAUGUCAGUGGCCGAAAUCUGUGCUGCGGCCUCUUGGGCAUCUCCAUGCCCUUUCAUCCGCUUCUAUUUGCAGGAUGUGUCUGAGCCCUCCCUGACUCACUCGGUCCUCUCUUCUCACAACGACGAAUGA